Messenger RNA from Ipomoea nil (Japanese morning glory), 2784 nucleotides. Its product is annotated as ubiquitin carboxyl-terminal hydrolase 22. The record is from RefSeq and is a predicted model, not a curated record. Gene Ontology annotation, biological process: protein deubiquitination. The transcript has 3 exons. NCBI's taxonomy places the organism in Eukaryota, Viridiplantae, Streptophyta, Magnoliopsida, Solanales, Convolvulaceae. The coding region runs from base 270 to 2117 and encodes 615 amino acids. Gene Ontology annotation, molecular function: cysteine-type deubiquitinase activity; zinc ion binding.
GUGUAAUUAGCAAUAAAUAUUAAAUCCAAAAUCCAGUACCCUCUUUCCCUUUCUAGUUUUGCUUCUCUGUUUCUGUAUCGUAAUUCUUUCAGAGUUUCAGUGUUUCACUCAGCCGUUUGCCAUAAAUAUCUCUCUUUGAUCCAUUCAUCCAUCAAUCCAUCAAGUUGCUAUUCGUGUUCCCAUUCAUUUGAUUCGAUCUUUUUGUAGUCAAUCUGAUACCUAGUUGGGUGGAUAAACUUGAUCUGGGUUUCGCAUUCCCAGCCACAUCAAUGUCAUCAUCAGCUAGCUCGGGAAAUCAUAGCUAUCAAAUCCCGCGAUCCAUUCUGGAUCGGACCCAAUCCGGGAAUCCGGACCCAGAUGCCCAUCGGUUCGGCAAUCAGACGGGAAUCAAGUCGUUGGCGGUUUGCAGCCCUAGCAAUGCUAAGUGUCCGCAUUUGCCUAUGCUCCGAUCGAAAUUUGUGCCCAACCCGUUCCAGAAUCUACGGGCGUGUCUGAGGGUGAGGCCUCUGGGGAGGGCGUCCAUCCGCCGCGAGCCGACGAAUGAGGUCGUCAGAUGCGGAGCGUGCGGGCUGGCUGGGCCGCGGCUCUACGCUUGCGUCACUUGCGCCGCUGUGUUCUGCCAUCUGCACGCGCCGCCGCACGCGGCGGAGUCGUCUCACCACGUCUCUGUUGACGUCGAUCGCGCUGAGCUCUUCUGCUGCUCGUGCCGGGACCAGGUGUAUGAUUUGGAUUUUGACGCGGCUGUGGUCCUAGCGCAAACGGAGGCCGCCAUGAUCGGAUCCACCCACCAGCAGCCGCCGCCGCCACAGGAGAGCUUAAGAAAGCGGCGGCGCGUUGAUUACAAACCCUGGUCGCCCGAUCUGAAAGAGCAAGUCCUGAUUGUAGAAAACUCGAUGCCGUUAUCGACUCAAACCGGAAACGGAAACGAAUCCGAGUCACCAGACCGUCCCUGGGGAUUGAGAGGCCUGAACAAUCUAGGCAAUACGUGCUUUAUGAACUCUGUAUUGCAAGCAUUGAUGCACACACCACCACUGAGGAACUAUUUUCUGAGUGAUAAGCAUAACAGAUAUUUUUGCCAGCAGAAAAAUAGGAGUAUCACCACAAGAUCGAAAGAAGAUAGUAAUAAAAAUGUGAAACUGUGUUUAGCUUGUGAUUUGGAUGCGAUGUUCUCUGCUGUUUUUUCUGGGGAGCAAGCUCCAUAUAGCCCUGCAAAGUUCUUGUACAGCUGGUGGCAGCAUGCAAAUAACCUUGCAAGUUAUGAACAGCAGGAUGCCCAUGAAUUUUUCAUUUCCAUGCUUGAUGCACUUCAUGAGAGGUUGCAGAAUGACAAGUGCAAGCCUCAGAAUUCAGGCAGUGGAAACUGUUGUAUUGCUCACAAAGUGUUCUCUGGAAUCUUACGGUCUGAUGUCAUGUGUACAGCUUGUGGCUUCACUUCUACAACAUAUGAUCCAUGUGUUGACAUCUCAUUGGAUUUGGAACCAAACCAAGGGACUUCUGGGAAGAUGACGUCCACAAAAUCUCAUCACUCAAACUAUAGACAAGCAGACUUAGUGAAUUCUAGCAAUAGUGGAAUUUCUACAUUGGUGGGAUGUUUAGACCGUUUUACAAGACCUGAGAAAUUAGGUUCUGACCAAAAAUUUUUCUGCCAACAGUGUCAAGUUAGUCAGGAGUCUCUUAAACAGAUGUCCAUAAGAAAACUGCCCUUGGUAUCCUGUUUCCAUAUCAAAAGAUUUGAGCACUCCCAUAUUCGGAAAAUGUCCAGAAAGAUUGACCGCUAUCUGCAGUUUCCUUUUUCCUUGGACAUGGCACCUUAUCUCUCUUCCUCUAUAUUAAGGAACCGGUUUGGAAACAGACUUUUCUCCUUUGACGGGGACGAAGAAGAUGCUUCCAGUGAAUUGUCAUCAGAGUUUGAAUUGUUUGCUGUCAUCACACAUAAUGGUAAACUUGAUGCUGGCCAUUAUGUGACUUAUUUGAGGUUAAGUAAUCAAUGGUACAAAUGUGAUGAUGCAUGGAUUACGCAGGUAAGUGAAAGUAUAGUGAGAGCCGCACAGGGAUAUAUGAUGUUCUAUGUGCAGAAAAUGCUUUACUACAAGGCAAGUGAAAAACAAGAGGUCUAGCACAAGACAUGCAGGAGCAGAGAAUUUUGCGAUAAUGCACCCCUGCACUGGAUAAAACUGAAAUCACUGUUGGCGCGUAACAGAGGAGUGCUUAUCAAAGCCGAGUCCUGUGAAAUCGUUAGCUUUGGGCACGACCACAUAUGGUGAAAGACUAAAGCUUUUCUUUCUGUUUCUUGGCAGUAUCGGAUGGUGAUGGCUUAUUCUCGGCUGGAGUCCAAUGCAAAACCUGAAUUUUCAAGGUCAAACUCCCUAACCUCUGGGAAAUUUUGAUGAGAAGAGCUGAAGAAAUACUGAUUCCUUGCAUAGAAACAAUGCAGGGAACUUGAUUUGAUUCCUUUUUAAUUCAUUUGUCACCCCCCAACAUUUAAAAAGAGGGGGGAAAAUACAAAAAGGAAAAGGGUAACACCUGAAAGAAACCCUUCUAGUUCCUCCCUCAUGCAUUCAUUCAUACAUGGCUGACUAAAGAUAUACUUUUUAGUUGCAUUGUUGGUUUUCUCCCCAUCAUGAAAUCAGGAUUCAGUGUGCUUGCUGGGACUUGUGGUGUUGAAUUUGAUGAGCCACCUAACCCAAAAUUUGUUUUUAAUGGCACUCCAAUUUCAGAUUUCUGUGCUGAUCUCUUUGGUGAAUGAAAAAUUAACCAUUGUGCACCACAUGAUGAGAUUGCUUA